Molecule: messenger RNA, 2421 nt
Organism: Platichthys flesus (European flounder)
Lineage: Eukaryota; Metazoa; Chordata; Actinopteri; Pleuronectiformes; Pleuronectidae
Gene: rspo2
Product: R-spondin 2
Exons: 6
Coding region: 311-1048 (245 amino acids)
Source: RefSeq, a predicted model, not a curated record
UGCAUGUUCCCGAGCCACACUUCCACUCAGAGGGGACCUAAAGUGGACCGGAGCGGGAUUACACACUUCAUCUGAUGCAAGCGCAGCAACACAGACACUUUUGAGUGACUGGAGGAAUCAGCCGCGCUCCGUAAAAUGGUCCAAAUCGGCGACGUGACACCAUGUCGCAUCUCGUCUGAUGUUUGACACACUUGUGGAGAGAACUUAAGAGACUGGGGGAGGACGUUGCAAAAGUCACAGAGAAUCCAUCCCGAGCCUCGCGGGCACCUUUUUUUUUUGCUGGAGUCCGGACAAACCGAUCGCCGUCCAGAUGCAGUUUCGACUCUUCUCCUUUGCCCUGAUCGUAUUGAACUGUAUGGAGUACAGCAACUGUCAGGCGCCGUCGCAACGCUGGAGGAGAAACAAAAGAGCUAGCUAUGGAGUGUACCCCAUCUGUAAGGGCUGCUCGGUGUGCUCCAGGGACAAUGGCUGUGUAAACUGCCAGCCCAAACUCUUCCUGUUUCUGCGGAGAGAGAGGAUGAGGCAGUACGGGGAGUGUCUUCAUGACUGUCCAGCGGGAUACUAUGGCAUGCGCAGCCCCGAACUCAACAUGUGCUCCAGGUGCAGGAUAGAGAACUGCGAGUCCUGCUUCAGUAAAGACUUCUGCACCAAGUGCAAGUUGGGUUUUUACCUACACAAAGGGCGCUGCUUUGACAAGUGCCCAGAGGGCUUUGCUCCACUGGAGGAAACGAUGGAGUGUGGAGAGGGCUGUGAGGUGGGCCAGUGGAGUGAAUGGGGAGCAUGCACCAGGAGAAACAAAACCUGUGGCUAUAAGUGGGGUCUGGAGACCCGGACGCGGCACAUUGUAAAGAAACCACCAAAGGACACAAUACCUUGUCCCACCAUCGCCGAGUCCAGGAUGUGCAAAAUGGCCAUGAGGCAUUGCAGGAGAGGGGGCUCAGGGAAGCACCGACCAAAAGAACCAAAGAAGAAGAACAAGCAGAGGCUGCGGUUUCGGGCCCAGAACCAGCACAGUGACCACUUGGCCUCUGUGCGGCCCAGCCAGUGAGGGACUGAAAACUGCCCAUUGAACAAAGAACCAACGCGAAGCUGCUAGCCGCUGCUGCACCCAUAUUCUAAACCGACGACUAUCACGACUCCCGCCAACUCUCCACCUGCCUCACAUCCCCUCCCCACCGCCCCUGACGACCCCAACCCCACCAGGACAUAGCCAUGACUCACAAUUCCAAACAUAUACAGUAUUUGUAACGUUAGAUGUCAGUAUCAACAUAUCCAAAUACUUGUCUCUGCCUCCUGCUGCUUCUCCCCCUCCUGCAGUGACCAGCCCGGUGACUCUGUUGCCCCCCAGUCCCCCCCCCCCUUGUCUUGCCUUGUGGACCUAUUGCAGUUGACAUUAACUAAUUUCCCCAUCAAUAACACAAUGUCAUUGACCAUCCGGGGUGAUGGAAGACCGGCAACCAGAGACCGUGGAGACGGGAGCACUAGAGGGAGGUGGAUAGGAGCAGUAGUGAGGGAGUUUUGCUGAGCUGAACUACUCCUGGGAUGAAAUGGUGGGGGGGAGUUAUUGAACCAAGGAGGAUGAAAGAAAAGAUGGAGAAUUGAGAGGCAGAAGAGAUUUGGCUGAAGCAAUAGACGCUGAUGAACUGAAAGAGACUGUUUUUGUUUCUAUAUUUAUGUCAAAGCUACCCUCACCUUCCCUCUAAAUGGAGACGGAGUGUUCCCAUGUGCGGCCUUUAUGUUAUGUACAUUUUUGAGAGUAAUAUUAAAGAAAUUACCAUGCAUAGUUGCAAAGUAUUUUAUUCUCAGCACAAACUGUUUACGUUCAGACCGCUUUAUGCUCUAACUGUAUAGUGUGGAUAAUAAAAUAAAUUUAGUUGUUCGACUAGCAUGGCGACAGACUCGUGUACAUAAUUUAUCUAAUUAUGAAAGCUUAUUACUGUAUUUUCAGUAUUGACUCGUUCACCGUUCUAAAUGUUUUAGAGAUAAAAGGGUUGUAAUACCAAGCUACAGAUUAAAAUGAUUAAAAACAAAUAAUAAACAUAGCCGCAAACAUAGCUAUUUCAUUUAUAUGGUAUAUAUUUGAUUUAUUUAUUAAUUCUAUUUUGUACUUUUUUUUGUUCAGUGAGAUUUCUUUUGCCUCAUACUGUUACUCUUAUAUGGGGAAAUAUUCUUUGAGUUCCUUAUAGCAGUGCAUAUCUUUAACAAGUGGAAAGGGUUUCUGUCUGAUGUCACGCCAAGUGUUGUAUAACAUUCAUUUGACCUCAUCUACUGAUUUCAGUGUUUUAAAGAAGAAAAAACGACAAAUGAAACUAUGCUUUGACAUAUUCUAGGUUUUAAUAAUUAGGAUCCAGCAAAUGUAUGGUCAUAGGACUGCAUAUGUGUACGUUGUGUUUUAUUAAAAUACACUUAAUGUGACUGUAA